AUGGGCAACUCAUCUUCCAUGCUCACCCAAUACGACAUCGAGGAAGUUCAGCAACAUUGCAAACACGCUUUUACGCAGCAGGAGAUUGUUUCUCUGUACCAUCGCUUCUGUCAACUCGAUCGCAACAACUGCGGUUUCAUCUCUUCCGAUGAAUUCCUCUCCAUUCCCGAAUUCGCCGUCAACCCUCUCUCUCAGAGCUUGUUGAGGAUGCUGGACGGACUGAACUUCAAGGAAUUCGUGGCCUUCUUGUCUGCCUUCAGUCCCCGUGCCACGCUCCACCACAAAAUUCAAUUCAUUUUCAAGGUGUAUGAUACCGACUGCAAUGGAAAAGUGACCUUCCAUGACAUGCUCAGGGCUUUAAGGGAUUUGUCCGGAUCCUUCAUGUCUGAGCAACAGAGAGAGGAAGUUUUGACACAGGUCCUUGAGGAAGCUGGCUAUGCAAAGGAUUCUUCAUUAGUCUUGUCUGACUUCGUGAAGAUUCUUGGCAAUUCGGGUUUGAAGAUGGAAGUAGAGAUUCCGGUGGAUUAG
This is a messenger RNA of Sphenostylis stenocarpa, 528 nucleotides long. The record is from the annotation of a GenBank genome assembly. Lineage: Eukaryota; Viridiplantae; Streptophyta; Magnoliopsida; Fabales; Fabaceae.